AUGCUUGCAAUUACAAGAUCCCUACCUUUGAGAAUACCCACAAGGCUAUUUAGUACCACUCCAAUAUCACUUUCUGGUCAUAGUAAAUGGUCAACAAUUAAACAUGAUAAAGCUAAAAAUGAUGCAGAAAAGAAUAAAAUUGCAAAUAAAUUUUCAAAUGCUAUUGCAGUAGCAACUAAACUUGGUGGUUCAGAUCCAAGUCAUAAUGUUAGAUUAGCAACUGCAAUUGAAAAUGCACAAAAAAAUAAUGUUUUGAAAAAAGUUAUUGAACAAGCUAUUAAAAGAGGUGCUGGUAUCGGUAGUGAGAAAAAGAAUGUUGAUACUGCUUUAUAUGAAGGUGUUGGACCAGGUGGUGUUUCAUUUGUUGUUGAGUCAUUAACAGAUAAUAAGACUAGAACUAUUGGUUUGGUUCGUUCGGCAUUCACUAAAGCUGGUGGUUCAUUAUCACCAACUUUAUAUCAAUUUGAUAGAAGAGGUUUAAUUGUAAUUGAAAAAGGUGAAUUAACAUUUGAUGAUAUUUUUGAAAAAGUUAUUGAAGUUGGUGCAGAAGAUUUAGAAGAAAUUGAAGGUGAAGAUUUUAUUGAAAUUAUAACAGAUCCAAGUGAUACAGGUAAAAUUGCAGAUGAAUUAAAGAAAGAAUUUACUAUAAAAGAAGUUGGAAUUUCUUAUAUACCAAAAGAGGAUAUGUUAGUUGAUAUAUCUGAUGAAGAUACAAAGAUUAAAUAUGAUAAGUUCAUUGCAGCUCUAGAAGAAAUUUCUGAUGUUACGGAUUAUUAUUCAAACUUAAAAAAUGAAGAAUAA
Molecule: messenger RNA, 801 nt
Organism: Hansenula ciferrii
Lineage: Eukaryota; Fungi; Ascomycota; Saccharomycetes; Phaffomycetales; Wickerhamomycetaceae
Gene: DPC29
Product: post-initiation translation factor DPC29
Exons: 1
Coding region: 1-801 (266 amino acids)
Cellular component (GO): mitochondrion
Source: RefSeq, a predicted model, not a curated record